Messenger RNA from Colletotrichum paranaense, 1242 nucleotides. RefSeq lists its product as uncharacterized. The transcript has 2 exons. The record is from RefSeq and is a predicted model, not a curated record. Bases 1 to 1242 code for a protein of 413 amino acids. Lineage: Eukaryota; Fungi; Ascomycota; Sordariomycetes; Glomerellales; Glomerellaceae.
AUGAUGAUGACGAAGAAGAUGAUGAAGAAAGCUAAGGCGAGAGCCAGGCUCGGUUCAGUCGAAUCAGUAGAGGCGGCAGGGGCAUACGGAGAACCAGUAGCGGAGGUUCACCAUGAGCCAGUGGCCGAAACAUACGAAGAAACAGAGCCAGCUGUCGAAACAUACGGCGAACCAGCACCAGUGGCCGAAGUAUACGGCGACCCAGCACCAACGGCCGAAGUAUACGAAGAACCAGAGCCACCGGCCGAGGCAUACGAAGAACAAGAGCCACCGGCUGAGGCAUACGAAGAACAAGAGCCAGAGGUAUACCAUGAGUCAGGUCAAGACCAACCUGAAGAGCAGGUUGUGAAGUUCCUUGUAUCGUCGAGACACCUAGCAUUAGCAUCGAGGUACUUCUUCGCUAAGCUCUCUGGCCCGUGGAUGGAAGCUUCAGUCAAGCAUAUUGAUGGCUGCUAUCACAUGGACGCAUCCGAUUGGGACUCCGAUGCGCUCCUAAUACUAAUGCAAGUCAUUCAUGGAAAGACCAGAAGUGUGCCCCGCCGCAUGAACCUCGAGAUGUUGGCGAAGCUGGCGGUCCUUGUGGACUACUAUGAUUGCCACGAAGUCAUUGAGGUUUACUGCCCUGUGUGGAUUGAGUCUUUGAGAGACACACUGCCAGCUGAAUACGGCAGAGACGUGAUUCUCUGGCUCCUCAUAUCGUGUGUCUUUGAGCAAGAUGGCAUCUUCCAACAAAUGACACAAGUGGCGGUAUCGAAGAGCGACGACCCUAUCCGAACCAUGGAACUUCCAAUCCCCUCAACCGUAGUUGAUAUGAUAGACUGGCGGAGACAAGUCGCAGUCGAGUUUAUGUUGGAAGUGCUUCAGAAACUCCUUCGUGCAUUCCGAAACGAAACAGCUGGUUGCAGCUUUGAAUGCAGCAGUAUCCUCUUAGGAGCUCUCACAAAAGAAAUGGACAAGCACAGACUACUCGAUCCUAAGCCCGCUAGUCCUUACUCGGGAUACUCCAUUGCUGGCACGGAGAAGACCAUACGUAACUUCCGCUCUCCACAGUGGAGUAGCGAGUUCAACUAUUACUCGACAAAGCAUCGAUGCACUCUUGUUAGCAUGAUAGAUUGUCAUCUCAAUGGCGAGUUCGACAAGAGCAUACAGGGCUUCGAGCUUUCCGAAAUUCUUUGGAAAGGGAAGAGCGGGAAGAAGAGGCGUGAACAGUACAAAGCGACACUAUUUGCUCAGUUGCAAUAG